Messenger RNA from Prionailurus viverrinus (fishing cat), 3212 nucleotides. It is a transcript of the gene MUC15, whose product is annotated as mucin 15, cell surface associated. Bases 262 to 1266 code for a protein of 334 amino acids. The record is from RefSeq and is a predicted model, not a curated record. The transcript has 4 exons. NCBI's taxonomy places the organism in Eukaryota, Metazoa, Chordata, Mammalia, Carnivora, Felidae.
AUGCUGACAGCUGAGAAGCAGGUCAGUCAGGUUCUUGGGUGCUCUAUUACACAAGCAAGAUUGGGCCAGCUCCACCAAAUUUUGUUUCUGACACCCUCCUGCCCAGUGGGACAUUGUCAUACUUCACCCCUCUGCUUUCUCUAAUCCUCGGCAGACGCGUUGCAGCCAGGACAGCUGUCUGUGAUAUUUUAGUUCCUGUUUGUAAAUACCUCCAAAACCUGAAGAUCCCCCUUAAUUACACCAGUACCAAAAAAGCCUACAAUGUUGACCUCAGCCAAAAUUCUGUUGAUUUCAAAAAUGUUUAGUUUACUACUAAUUGGAAGCCUUGGGGAAGAAGGUCUAGAAAUAAACACAACACAAAGCAUUGCAGCAGGCUUAAAAGCGAUGCAAAAUGCAUCUGUUCCUUUGGAAAGUGAUGCAAAUUUAAGCUCAGAUAAAGAAAAUAGAGAAACCUCCAAUCCCAAGACAAGUAAUUCCUCUCUUUGGGAUCCAUCAAAUAAAAACCAUGGAACAACAGAGGUCUUUGGCAAUUCAUCGACAAACAACUUUUCUGGGAAUCCAAGAUCCACGCCUACGCUUCCCACAAAUCCUCCCUUGAUCCAAGGCUUUGUUUCUAAAUUGCCUCAGAACUCAUCUAUAGCAGACGAAAAUCCUCAGCCUGUCUCAGCACCUCCCGAUGCUACAUCUGCUCCAUCUUCAGAAAAGUUCACUUGGUCUUCAGCCAGUGAUACCAUGAAAACUCCUGACAACAGUUCCAUUUCAAUUAGCAUCCUUCCUGCAGCACCAAACACCACGUCUGCGUCCCCCAUGAUAACGGAACCAGAUGAAUGGCUCACCACAACCAGUGACAGCUUCGUAGGGUUUACUCCUUAUCGAGAAACGACCACUCUACAGCCCACCUUAAAGUUUACCAAUAAUUCAAAACUCUUCUCAAACACAUCAGACCCCCAAGAAGAGAAUAAAAAUACAGGAGUAGUAUUUGGGGCCAUUUUAGGUGCUAUUCUGGGUGCUUCAUUACUUACUCUUGUUGGCUACUUGCUGUGUGGAAAAAGGAAAACAGAUUCAUUUUCCCAUCGGCGACUUUAUGAUGACAGAAACGAACCAGUUCUGCGAUUAGACAAUGCACCGGAACCUUAUGAUGCGAGUUUUGGGAACUCUAGUUAUUAUAACUCAACUAUGAAUGAUUCAUCUAUGCCAGCAGGCCGAGAAAAUGUACGUGACGGCAUUCCUAUGGAUGACAUACCUCAACUUCGUACCUCGGUAUAAAACCAAGAGGAAAGGCUUCUGACGGCAAAUGAUCGCCUACAUCCUAGUCUUUUCACAAACCCAUCCUCCAAAAGCUGAAGCAAGAUCACUGUCAUGUGGCCUGUGCCAAGGAGAACCAUAAAAGCAAGAGACUAGUAGCAGAAACAUAGACGAUAAUCUGAAAGGUUUCCUUUCUUACCAUUUUUGGCUGUGCUGAAUCAUCUACUGAGUAACCUUAAUUUGUAUUUUGGUCUAUUUUAUUGUUAGUAGGAAACGUUUGUGGGAAUCAGGUGAAACUAAAGAGUUUCAUCAUGACUGCCCUGCCUGAUAAUUUAAUUAACCCUAUACUCCUAAUGCCAUACAUCAAGAUUGUCACUCUCUUCAAGGAACAGUGGAAGAGUAAUUUAUUUUUAAUGUUGAUUUAAAACAAGAAAGAGAGUAUACAGAGUUUCUGUGCCUGGGAAAUUAAAGUAAUAGGAGUGAGAGAUUGUUCUCUAGUACAUUUAGUUUUCCUAUAUCAGCACAUCCAUGGUAAGCCCCUUGAGUUGCCAAGUUGACAAUGACAUUGCCUUCAACAGGGCCAUGGUUGGAAAACUGACCCUAACCAGGAAAAGAAUCACUUCUCUUCAAGAGUGGGAAAUUCUAAACUGUUUUAUUUUAGGCCUCAAUUAAUUGGGUGCUUUAAAGACUCAAUGAGAAUCAUGGGGGGAAAAGUCAGCCAAAGCAUAUAUUUGUACAUAAUUUUUACAGUUUUAAGAUGUUAAAUAAGAGCAAGAUUUAUUAUGUAUUAGGUAUCAUUGCUUGAUCAUAUAUGGAAUAGAUUCUGUAUCUCUAAGUGUAUAAAGUAUAAGGUUAAAAAUUGAUGAAUGGAAAUAUUACACAAACAAAAAUUUUUGAGCAUCACUUUUACAAGCAGAAAUACAAUAAGUGUCAUUUGGAUUCAUAUGACAUCUUUCAGUCAUAUGUUUGUUCUUAAUUACCACCUGCUUUCAGCAGGAAAAAUACACUUCUUAGUAUAGGAAGGUUGAGGUUUUAGGGACUAGAGGAUUAGAUCAAUAGUUAAAUUCCCAAAGAAGCGCUGAAUGUGUGAAGAGGGCAAACAAACCAAGAGGUCUCACUGUUAAAUGGACAUGUGUGUGCCUGCACAUGUGUGUGUGAAGAAACACAGCAGUAGCCUCAGAAAAUGAGGACCAGGAAUUAAGUAACAGAAGAACUUACUUACCCCAUAUUGCCAUAAAAAUAGCAAAGAAGACCGUUCCUCCAUUAUCAAACAAAUAUGUCACCUUAAUGGAAAACAAAGCAAAAAUAUUAGUCACAUAUUGAUUAUAAUAAUCUAGUGAUUGCCAUCUACAUUUAGAUUCUAUGAUUUUUUUUCCAAAAGGAAUCACAUUAUUUUAUGAUUUGUAAAUAUGAGAUGUGAGAUCCUUUCAUGGGUCCUGAAACUGUUUCAUAUGAUUUUCUCUUUGGGGAGAUGUAAGGGAUCAGCAUUCCCCUCCCCCCUUUUCUUCUUUCUUUCCUUUUCUUCCCUUUGGACUUCACCUUCAAUUUCUGCUUAGAAGUGGCUCUAGUACCCUGAGGAAGUAUUUGUGGGGCAUAGAUGGUCAAGGUAAAGUUAGCUUUUCAGUUGAGGCAUACCUAGCUGCACUUCCUGUCAGCAAAACGUCCAGGACUGAGGAAGUUGCAAAAUGAAGAAUUCCACCUAUGAGCCAGAACUUUCAGUGGAAAGUAUCACAGUGCUAUCCCUACUUUCUGACAUCUUUCAGAAUGUGCCAUGGGUCCAAUAGUGGCUAUGAGUUGUUUUUUUUUUUUUUUAAGAAGUUUCACAUAUCACUUAAGAUUUAGGAUAUAGUCCGAGUGUUUUUGAAUCAGACAUUACCUGAAUUUUUAUAAAGAACAAAAAAUUGUAUUGCUGAAUACAAUAUUCAUGGUUGCAAAGAUUGAUUUUAAUAAAUUGUAAAUUCAACUUA